Aspergillus calidoustus is the source of this 2059-nucleotide messenger RNA. Lineage: Eukaryota; Fungi; Ascomycota; Eurotiomycetes; Eurotiales; Aspergillaceae. The record is from the annotation of a GenBank genome assembly.
GGGAUCUGGGCCUCUCUUCAGCUCAGCCCCUGUCGUCCCAACGGGCCGGCCGAACCGAAACAAACACAUAAAAGAUGUGUACCAACGACUCAGGCAAUGCAUUCACCGUCCUGUCAACAACAAACACACCUUGACUACAAAUCAUCAUGUCGGAAUCAAAUACAGCAGUCGCAGAGUGCCGUGUGCUCUACGAGCAAAUAUGGCACACUCCUCAAAAAACAUUGGAGUUGGCGCGCUCGGAUUUGAUGAAACCUGCGCCAGCGUCUCUCAGUCUGGAGGAGCGAACCCGACUUACGUAUAAGAGAGCUCAGGCUUUGGCGCGUGCUCACAAUUUGACAUUACAGGAUGUCGUGGAAAUGACUCCCGCGUUCUGGAAACUCCACAUGGACAUGCUUACUGCCAUGGAUGGGAGCGCAAUCAACUUGAUCAGCGUCGGAUAUAAUCUGUUUGUUGGCACGGUUGCUCCUUUCCUCCCCACGCAUCCCGAACUAGGGCCUAUUAUACAGCAGGCGUUGAAUGUGGAUAUCUCCUCCCAAUUCAUGCUUACCGAGCUCGGGCACGGCUUGGACGCACGCAACCUAGAGACAACCGCAACGCUUCUACCAAACGGCAAGAUUGACUUACACACGCCAACUCCAAAUGCCGCCAAAUGCAUGCCACCUAACACACCCCGCAACGGCCUCCCUACCAUUGCCGUUGUAAUCGCGCGCCUUAUCGUUGAGGGAGAGGACCGCGGUGUCCGGCCAUUCCUCGUUCCCAUGUCGGAUGGUAAGAAGAUGUGCAAGGGCGUCACCUCGAAAGUAUUUCCACAACGCCCGGGUGCCAAUCCAAUCGAUCACGCCCUCACAUACUUCAACCACGUCGAGCUCCCAUUCUCGGCCCUACUCGGUACGCUGGAAAAGCCCCGCAACGAACGCGACAACUUCCUGCAAACCAUCCACCGCAUGGGCGCCGGCACCCUCUUCCUAGCAGGCAGCACGAUCCCCCUAAUCAAAAUGGCCGUGUACAACGCCAGCAAAUUCAGUUUUCGGCGCCACAUCCAGGGCCACGAUGGGAAACCCAUGCCCGUAAUUAACUUCCGAACACAGCACUUGCCUAUUUUACAUGCUAUCGCGCGAGCACAUGUCCUCCAGGCGUUCCUCAUCUACGCGGGGAGGGAAUACUGUAUUCAUCAGAAGACUGAUUCGCGCAUUAGCCAUAUCUUUGCCACGACUUUCAAGGCGGUUACGAUUCAUCAUUUCCAGACGAGUCUUAAGGCGUUGAAUGAGGGGUGUGGGUGGCAGGGGUAUUAUGAUCGGAAUCAGAUCAUUGCUGCCGAGAUGGAAUUCCGCGCAGUCGCGACUGCUGAAGGCGAUGUUCGAGUACUCGCUAUUCGCCUCGCCAGCGAACUCCUAAUCGGCCGCUACGCGCCACCCCCACCCAAAAACCCCCAAAGCCUGCUCGCCCGGCACGAAGCCGGCCUCUUCGCCGAAGCCCGCGACCUAGUCAAACGCUUCAAAAACCACCGCAGCGAACCCUUCAACCGCGCAAUCCUCCCGCUCGCCCUCCCGCUCGUCCUCGCAAUCGGCUACCGCAUGGCCAUCGAAGCAGCCAUCGACAUCGGCCUUGACCCCAAGAUCAUCGCGCUCUACGAGGCGAGCAUCUUCCGCGAAUCGUCCUGGUUCGUCGAGGUGAUUAGCCGCAAGGAGCAGCAGGCGCUGGAGGCCAAGGCGGCGGAUGAGCUGCUUCCGGAAUUGGAGAGGCUGGUUGAGGAGACAGGGGUUGAGCCGUAUUGUUAUGCGCCCAUGACGUCCGAUAAGUUGUGGGAAGGGUAUGUGAAGGAGUUGGAGACGUUUGAGGGGGAUGCGGUUUGGGAUUUCAAGGCGAGGCUCUAGCGUGUGUAUAUUUGGGAUUUUGUCUGGGGCGGUUUUCUGAGAGGUUAUAGAUGAUUUUACUAAUUUUUACAGCGGAAUCUAUUUUCGAGCGGUCCUAAGCUACCAACUAGUAAAUAUUCUUUGAACGUGACAUUGCCAUGCUCAUAGUAGUAAUCCAGAUAUGUGCUCCUGGAAUGCGGUACGGG